GUAAACAAAAAGCAACGUCAUUUAUAUACCAGUUUUCCAUCAAUUUCCCUGCGUCAUUUAUACAGGUUACAUCAGGUUUUGAGUCAUUCUCAUACGGAAACUUCUUGAAUAUUGUAGAAUUUCUUUCAUCAGCCGAGGUUUUCAACUUGGUGUCUUUGAAGAUUUGUAGAGAAUAUAUUGCAGCAGAUUUGUAAGGUAAAUCUAGAAAGAUGGUGAAUGUUAUUAAAGUGUAUUUGCAGCGUCCUGAUUCUAAAAAAACGGAAAUUAGGAGACUAGCUGUGAGUAGCGAUAUAAUAGGCCGAUUUGAGUUACUGUGUGUGAAGGUGAUUGAAUUGUUUCCUCUUUUGUGUGGCAAGGCAUUCGAAAUAAGUUGGGAAGAUUCAGAAGGAGAUCUUAUACUAAUGUCGAGUGACGCAGAGCUGGCUCAGGCUUUGGCUAAUGCUAAUGAUGGUCUCAUCAAGAUUUAUGUUUCUCUAAGUGAUGAGAAACAAAGUGAUGACACUGAUAAGGGUCCGGUGGGGGCCUCUGUGCAUCCUGGUGUUGUCUGUGAUGAAUGCAAUUUGCAAAUUAAAGGACACCGCUAUAAAUGCCUGCAGUGCAAAGACUAUGAUCUUUGCUCUACUUGCAAUGCUGCUAGCAAGCAUUCCCAUCACGACAUGCUAAAAUUAGUGGAACCCAUUUAUGUUACUCGUAAAUGGAUUGGUGAUCUCUAUGCUCGCAGAAUGUGGAGAGCUUUGUUUGGGCGUAUGCACCUCGGCGGUGCACACUUCGCAUGCUCUCCGGAAGCCGAAGAAAAGCCUAGCUGCUCUUCCAAGCCAAGUCCUUCUGAUGAAUCACCCACCAAAAAGAAGUGGCAAGAGGCAUUCUCAGAGGCAUGCAAGAACUUUGUUCCAGCUGAAUAUCUUUUACCUGAUGCUGUUGGAAAUUUAUUGAAAAUGGGAGGUGUGGAAGUGAAAAUUGGCGGAUGUCCUUUUGCUCCCUUUGGUGGCCCUUUCACUCACAAUGUCCCACAAACUGAAGAAGCUUCCAAGCCAUCAGAGCAGGGCUCAAGUAAGGGAAAUAACGAAGAGGCAAAGAGCCCUGAUGUUGAAUCCUCCACUGCAGCAGCUAGCAAACCUCAGACUGAAGAAAAGGUUGAAGCUCCCGUGAACCAGGCGGCUUCAAGCUCUGUGAACGAAGCAGCAAGUCUUGAUGCCACAGCAAAAGCAGUUCCUGAGGAGAAGCCUGAAGAGAAAGAGCAAUCUCUUGUUGGAAAUGAAGGGGAUAUUUUAUCAAACACUGCUGAUGGGUGGACUUUGCUCAACAAGGAUGAUGCAAGUAAGAAAACACCAGAACGUGAGUCAAGCCCCCCUGUGGAGAAAAUUCAGGAAGCUAAAGCUGAAAGACAGGAUGAAAACCACUCCGAUGAUCCAAAGAUUGCCAAUGCAUUAUUGAAAAUGCAUGCCAUGGGUUUCACCAAUGAGGGUGGCUGGCUGGAAAGACUUCUCAUCACAAAGCAGGGAAACAUCAAUGAGGCUCUGGAUGCUUUAUAUCCCAACACUCAGCGCCACUAAGAAUACAGACUGUUUGGUGGAGGUGUUGUAAUAAAUGUAUAUCAAAAUUUGUGUAGAAUUAUGUAUCUUAACCUGAAAUUUAUUCAUAGUUGUUCGCUUUGUGCACUGUUUCGUUGAAUUACUUUCGAUAUGAAUUUCUGAUAUAUUGUGUUUUUUAAAAUUUACUUCUAAUAUAUAUAUAUAUUGAUUGCUUUGAUCAAUGUGUAGUCUUUCAUGUAUUUCAAAUAAAAUUUCUGUAAAUUGUC
Messenger RNA from Uloborus diversus, 1798 nucleotides. Its product is annotated as sequestosome-1-like. Gene Ontology annotation, molecular function: zinc ion binding; protein kinase C binding; K63-linked polyubiquitin modification-dependent protein binding. Lineage: Eukaryota; Metazoa; Arthropoda; Arachnida; Araneae; Uloboridae. Gene Ontology annotation, cellular component: amphisome; aggresome. The record is from RefSeq and is a predicted model, not a curated record. Gene Ontology annotation, biological process: mitophagy; endosome organization; aggrephagy. The transcript has 8 exons. Bases 210 to 1553 code for a protein of 447 amino acids.